AUCAAGAAGAUGUAUGGAAUAAUUUGGUGUAAUUGAUUGUAGUUUUUUGUGGUUUUUCUUUACUUAGUUUCCUAAUGUAGCACUUUUUAAAUUUGCAGGAACCUACAGUCCAAUGUGUUGACCGGAAUGCUACCUCAUGAGCUUGGCAAUUCGAAAUCUCUUCAGGAGCUUCAUCUGGACAGAAAUAAGCUCCAAGUAAAUGUAAUUGGUCUUGCCAAUGCGAAUUCUGAAUCCAAUAUGCAUGGAAUGUUUGCAUCAAAUGGGAAUGUAAUAGGUCUUUGUAGCUUGCCUCAGCUAAUGGUUGUUGAUUUGUCAUACAACUUCUUUGGUGGCAUAAUCCCGAAAUGCUUGCUACAUCUGCCAAGUGCAAACUUUCAUGGUAACUGUCUUGAUGAAAAGAGUUCAAAACAGCGUUCUGACGCACAAUGUGGAGCUGCAAUAUCUGCCAAAGGCCAUCCAAAUCCUAGUGCCAACACAAAGGGAAAGUCUAGAGAAAGUGAAACCAAGCACCAGAAAUCAAGACCUACUUGGCUUUUAGCUUUAGAAAUUGUAACUGGGACCAUGGUUGGUACUCUCUUAAUCACUGCCCUGAUAACUACUUACAAAAGAUUCAACAAUAAAUCAUCUAUGAUUAUCCCUUGGAAGAAAUCUGGAAGUGACAAAGAACGCUUGGCAGUAUAUAUUGUGGCUUGUGAAGACUUUAACAACAUUGAAGGUGGAUCUGAGAUUGUUGUGAUAUCCUUUUGCAUCAAAGAAGAGCAGUGGACUGGCUAUCACGAGCUUUAUUUCCAGAGAGAGGUGGCAGAUUUAGCAAGACUAAAUCAUGAGAAUGCUGGUAAGCUCUUAGGGUAUUGCCGAGAGAGUCCUCCAUUCACAAGAAUGCUUGUUUUUGAAUAUGCAUGUAACGGAACUUUAUAUGAGCACCUGCAUUUCAUGUUUGCUGAUGGAGAAGGCUGCCAGCUGUCUUGGACACGGCGUAUGAAAAUCAUAAUUGGUAUCGCUCGUGGAUUGAGAGAUCUUCAUACGGAACUCAACCCUCCAUUUACUAUAUCCGAGCUGAAUUCUAGUGCUGUAUAUCUUACUGAAGACUUUUCACCCAAGGUCUACACUCCGAGGAUUGCGCCUUAUGCGAGGAAUUUGAUGUGGUUCGUGAGCAAUGGGCUAAGUUUUUUACCAACAAGUAUUUAUUAUUGGCUUUAGCGCGCUUGAUCGAGUUGGUUUAGUUGUUAUAGAAUAAAUUUUAUAUUAAAAUGUAUGUUUAUGUUGAAAUUGGAACAUAUAUUUAAAUGUAAUAUGUGCACUUUGGUUUUGGGAUAUAUAGUAUACAAAACUCCAGUUGUUGUUUUUAUAA
This is a messenger RNA of Spinacia oleracea (spinach), 1351 nucleotides long. Its product is annotated as probable LRR receptor-like serine/threonine-protein kinase At1g63430. Gene Ontology annotation, biological process: protein phosphorylation. Gene Ontology annotation, molecular function: ATP binding; protein kinase activity. The record is from RefSeq and is a predicted model, not a curated record. NCBI's taxonomy places the organism in Eukaryota, Viridiplantae, Streptophyta, Magnoliopsida, Caryophyllales, Amaranthaceae. Bases 127 to 1200 code for a protein of 357 amino acids. The transcript has 8 exons.